Molecule: messenger RNA, 2160 nt
Organism: Cryptomeria japonica (Japanese cedar)
Lineage: Eukaryota; Viridiplantae; Streptophyta; Pinopsida; Cupressales; Cupressaceae
Product: LRR receptor-like serine/threonine-protein kinase FLS2
Exons: 1
Coding region: 1-2160 (719 amino acids)
Biological process (GO): hormone-mediated signaling pathway
Cellular component (GO): plasma membrane
Molecular function (GO): protein binding
Source: RefSeq, a predicted model, not a curated record
AUGAAGAUGAUUCCUCUGCUUCUCUUUUGCUGUCUCUCUGCGCUGGCAAAGCCUUCUAAUUAUUCUGAUCAACAAGCUCUCAUGGCUUUCAAAUCUGCAAUCUCUCUCGAUCCAUUUAAUUCCUUGUCAGAUUGGUCUCCAAACCACACCAUCUGCAAUUGGAGUGGUGUUACCUGCUCUUCUCGUCGACAGUGUGUGGUUUCCUUGAAUCUCACAGAUAUGGGAUUAGCUGGCCCAAUCUCUCCCUUUCUGGGAAAUCUUUCCUUCCUUAGAGUACUUGAUCUCUAUAAUAAUAGCUUGGGUGGCCAUAUUCCAUAUCAGCUUGGAAGGCUAUUUCGCUUGACCUGGCUUCGACUGUCUUAUAACAAUUUGGAAGGUCCCAUUCCAUCUUCUCUAGGAAGCUGUCAUUCUCUACAAUCUCUCAUACUGCCGUAUAACAAUUUAAGUGGAAGCAUUCCCUCUGAAAUUAGUCUUCUUUCAAAUUUAGAAGUCAUAGGAUUAGCAGCAAACAAAUUGACAGGUAUUAUCCCACCUUUCUUCGGAAACAUGUCCCUUCUAAUUGGCAUUGACUUCGCCGAAAAUAAACUCCAAGGUGGUAUUCCUGCUGAGUUGGGAAUGCUUAAUCAGCUAAAAUGGCUUAAUCUUUUCAGCAACAACUUAAUAGGGACAAUCCCCGUUGCCCUUUCAAAUUGCACUCGUCUCUAUAUGUUGCAGCUAUGUCAGAACCACUUAAACGGCCCAAUUCCAUGGGAGUUUGGAAGGUUGUCAGAGUUGCAAUAUGUGUAUUUGUGGGGAAACCAACUCACUGGAGAAAUUCCCAGCUCAGUGGGUAAUUGGACUCACCUCCGAAAACUGGAUUUGAGUGCGAACCAACUGAGCGGCACAGUGCCCCUGGAAUUCGGGAAGAUGCAGCAGCUGAGACGGUUCAUUUUGAAGCAAAAUCAUUUGGUGAGUGGAAGUAGUGGUUUGUCUAUACUAACAGUGUUAACUAAUUGUUCCAGCUUGGAAGUACUUGAUUUCGGAUCAAAUUAUCUCACUGGCGUCUUGCCCACUUCAAUUGGUCGCCUUUCAAAUUCACUCUAUGUUUUAGAAUUGUACUCAAAUGAAAUUGGGGGGAACAUUGCAGAUGAGAUUAGUAACCUCACCAGCUUGGCGACAGCAAACUUAGCAGCAAACCGAUUCAAUGGGACCAUUCCCUAUGCACUCAGUAAACUUCCAAACCUUGAAACAUUAGUUUUGGGCGCAAACAAUUUACAGGGAAGAAUUCCAGAAAGUUUUGGCCACUUAAAAAGGCUUGGAUUCUUGGCACUCAACGAGAACAUGCUUUCAGGGAAAAUUCCAGAUAGUCUUGGCGACCUUCCACAAUUAAGAGACCUUUUUCUUCAGCACAAUCUACUAUCAGGGAAAAUACCUGGCAGUUUAGGAAGGUGCAAGACUUUGCAAACGGUGGACUUGGCCCACAACAAACUAACAGGAAACAUUCCCCCUGAAUUUGUAGGUCUUCAAAAUCUCCAGUUCUACUUCAACGUUUCCGGAAAUUUGUUGCAAGGUUCUAUUUUGGAAGUGAGCAAAAUGGUUAUGGUUUUGGCUAUAGAUGUUUCUCAAAACAAUUUCUCAGGUCGCAUUCCGAGUGCACUGGCAAGCUGUGAGGGCUUGGAAUAUCUAAAUCUUUCUUGGAAUGCAUUUGAGGGGCCAAUCCCAGCAUCCCUAGCAGAUCUGCAAAAUCUACAGUACAUGGAUCUGUCUUGCAAUAAUUUGUCAGGUACAAUACCGGUGGCUUUCAAAAAUAUGAAAAUGCUCCAACAUCUCAACCUCUCUUCAAACAGGUUGACUGGCGAGGUCCCAAAGGGAGGGGCUUUUGCAACACUUGAUGCCUCGGAAAUUAUGGGAAAUCUUGGCCUCUGUGGUGGAUGGCUAAACUUGCCACUAUGCUCUCAUUCCAAUCACAAACAACCAUUAGUCUCCAAAAAGGUGAUUAUUUCCGUUGUAAUAGGCAUUGCAAUUUUGAUCAUGUCUCUUCUAUUGGUAGCCUUUUCCUAUAGAUACAAACAUUUCCGUACCCCUGCUCUCAAGGUAUGGCCUCCAAAAAUUUCAUAUAAAGAACUGGUAGAUGCAACUAAUGGGUUCGGUGAUGAAAACCUUUUAGGAACUGGUAGUUAA